This is a messenger RNA of Setaria italica (foxtail millet), 1911 nucleotides long. RefSeq lists its product as uncharacterized. The transcript has 2 exons. NCBI's taxonomy places the organism in Eukaryota, Viridiplantae, Streptophyta, Magnoliopsida, Poales, Poaceae. Bases 1 to 1911 code for a protein of 636 amino acids. The record is from RefSeq and is a predicted model, not a curated record.
AUGGCGGCGGCUGCAGCAGCAGCGUGCCGGCGAGCCGUGUCCUACACCCUCCUCGGCCCACCAGCGGAGAGCCUCCGCGUCGCGGCGAAGGCGGCCGCGCCCGCGACCGGCGACAAGUUCCUGGACCUCCUCGACGCCAACUACAACAAGGCGCCCAAGCCGCAGCCGGCGAAGACCCGCACGGAGAACGCGUCGCCGACGUUCGUGUCCUCCGGUGACCCCUGCCUCGACUUCUUCUUCCACGUCGUCCCUGGCACCCCGGCGUCGUCCGUCACCUCCCUCCUCGCCAACGCGUGGUCCGCCGAGCCGGUCACCGCGCUCCGCCUCACCUGCAACCUCCGCGGCGUGCGCGGCACCGGCAAGUCCGACCGCGAGGGCUUCUACGCCGCCGCGCUCUGGAUGCACGGCUGCCACCCCGCCACGCUCGCCCUCAACGCGGGCCCCGUCGCGGAGUUCGGCUACCUCAAGGACCUCUCCGAGAUCCUACACCGCAUCAUCCACGGCAGCGUCUCGACGAGGACCCCCGGGAAGAAGGCCCGCCUUGCCGCCCUGGGAGGCUUCGUCAUCCGGGCCCGCGAUGGGAGCCGUCGCUUCGUCCACCACCGCCAGGAACGGCGGAACGCGCCGCGCUGCGCCGAGACGAGGGAGGCGCGCAUCGCCGCCGCCAACGAGAGGAAGCGCGCGGAGGCCGCGGCGAGAGCGGUCAACAGAUACGCCCGUGACCCGAACUACCGGCUCCUGCACGACUGCACGGCGGACCUGUUCGCCAAGCUCCUCGCCGAGGACAUGCAGAAGCUCGCCGACGGCAAGGCCAACGAGCUCUCGCUUGCCGCGAAGUGGUGCCCGUCGUUGGGAAGCUGCUACGACCGCUCGACGCUCAUGUGCGAAGCCAUCGCGCGCCGCCUCUUCCCCAAGGGCUCGGCGCCCGACCUCUCCGAGGACUUGGAAGACGAGUACUACGCCUACCGCGUGCGCGAUCGCCUCCAAAAGGCGGUCGCGCCCCUGCGCCGCGCCCUCGAGGUCCCCGAGAUCUUCGUCUCGGCGAAGGCGUGGGGGGACGUGGUGUACAAGCGCGUGGCCUCCGUGGCCAUGAAGAACUACAAGGACCUCUUCCUCAAGCACGACGCCGAGCGCUUCGGGCUCUACCUCGCCGACGUGAAGUCGGGCAAGGUGAAGAUCGCGGCGGGCGCCCUUCUCCCCCACGAGAUCGUGGAAUCAGUCGGCGACGAGGUCGCCGCGCUGCAGUGGGAGCGCAUGGUCUCCGAUCUUCGGGGACUCGGCAAGCUCAACAACUGCAUCGCCGUGUGCGACGUGUCGGACAGCAUGCAUGGCCAGCCGAUGGACGUGUGCGUCGCGCUCGGCCUCCUCAUCUCCGAGCUCUGCGAAGAGCCGUGGCACCACCGUGUCAUCACCUUCACCGCCCAGCCUCAGAUACAUCGGGUCACUGGCGAUACCCUCUGGGAGAAGACAGACUUCAUCCGUCAAAUGAAGUGGGGCUAUAACACCAACUUCCAGGCAGUGUUCGACAAGCUCCUCAGCGUUGCCGUCGCCGGCAAGCUGCCCCCAGAGCGGAUGGUGAAGAAGGUGUUCGUGUUCAGCGACAUGGAGUUCGACCAGGCGUCCUCGAAUCCGUGGGAGACAGACUACGAGGCGAUCACAAGGAAGUUCACAAAGGCUGGGUACGGCGAGGCGAUCCCGGAUAUAGUGUUCUGGAACCUGCGCGACUCGCGGUCCGUGCCGGUGACCUCGGAGCAGAAGGGGGUGGCCCUGGUGAGCGGCUACUCCAAGAACAUGAUUAAGCUGUUCCUUGAUGGCGAGGAGGUCGUGCCAGACAAGAUCCCGACGCCGAGGGAAGUCAUGGAUAAGGCCAUCUCAUGGCCCGAGUACGAGAAGCUUGCCGUCUUUGAUUGA